AUGGCUUCCACAACCUCAUCGACGCCGGCGGCUCAGAACCCCGUCCUGCGCCGGACCGUAACUUCCACCACCACUGAGACCGACGCUUCGGUGCCCUCGACUGCCGUCGCCUCGCCCAUGGACUCUCCUCGUCCUUCGGCUUCGUCAACCUCGUUGUCCUCCAUGGGCUCUGAUGUAGCUGCCAAGAAGGCCAACUACGGAAAGCUGUACGACACGUACGGCAACGAGUUCACCCCUCCCGAUUUCACCAUCAAGGACAUCCACGACGCCAUCCCCAAGCACUGCUUUGAGCGUUCUGCUCUGAGGGGAUUCGGCUACAUCGCUCGGGACAUUGUCUGCCUUGCCACCACCUUCGCCAUCUGGUACAACUUUGUUACCCCCGAGUAUGUGCCGUCCAAGGCUGCCCGCGCUGGUCUCUGGGCCGUCUACACCGUUCUUCAGGGUCUUUUCGGCACCGGUCUUUGGGUCAUCGCCCACGAGUGCGGUCACCAAGCCUUCUCGCCCUCUAAGACGCUGAACCACACCGUUGGUUGGGUCCUUCACUCGGCUCUCUUGGUCCCGUACUUCAGCUGGCAAAUCUCCCACAGCAAGCACCACAAGGCCACUGGUCACAUGGAGCGUGACAUGGUUUUCGUCCCCCGCACUCGCGAGCAGCACGCCACCCGCGCUGGCCGCUUGGCCCACGAGGUCGGCGAGCUGACCGAGGAGACGCCCAUCUACACCUUGUUGAUGCUCAUUGCCCAACAGCUGGUUGGCUGGCCCAACUACCUCAUGACCAACGUCACCGGUCACAACUUCCACGAGCGCCAACGCGAGGGCCGUGGCAAGGGCAAGCAAAACGGCUUUGGCGGCGGUGUCAACCACUUCGACCCCAGCAGCCCCAUCUUCGAGGCCAAGGACGCCAAGCUCAUUAUCAUGUCCGACAUUGGCGUUGGCAUCACCAUGAGCAUCCUGACCCUCCUCGGAAACAAGUUCGGCUGGUCCAACCUUUUGGUCUGGUACUUCAUCCCCUACCUCUGGGUUAACCACUGGCUCGUUGCCAUUACCUUCCUUCAGCACACCGACCCUACUCUGCCUCACUACACUGCCGACCAGUGGAACUUCGUUCGUGGAGCUGCCGCCACAAUCGACCGUGAAAUGGGCUUCAUUGGCCGUCACCUCUUGCACGGUAUCAUCGAGACUCACGUCCUCCACCACUACAUCAGCACCAUCCCCUUUUACAACGCCGACGAGGCUUCCGAGGCUAUCAAGCCUGUCAUGGGCAAGCACUACCGCGCCGACGUUCAGGAUGGCCCCGUUGGCUUCAUCAAGGCCCUGUACAAGUCUGCGCGUAUGUGCCAGUGGGUUGAGCCCAGCUCCGAGGCUCAGGGCGAGGGCAAGGGUGUUUUGUUCUUCCGCAACCACAACGGUCUCGGCACUCCUCCCAUCAAGGGCGAGGUGUCCUAG
Messenger RNA from Colletotrichum spaethianum, 1446 nucleotides. Its product is annotated as oleate hydroxylase FAH12. Gene Ontology annotation, molecular function: oxidoreductase activity, acting on paired donors, with oxidation of a pair of donors resulting in the reduction of molecular oxygen to two molecules of water. Gene Ontology annotation, biological process: lipid metabolic process. The transcript is spliced from 2 exons. Lineage: Eukaryota; Fungi; Ascomycota; Sordariomycetes; Glomerellales; Glomerellaceae. The record is from RefSeq and is a predicted model, not a curated record. The coding region runs from base 1 to 1446 and encodes 481 amino acids.